AUGCUGGGCAGCGUGGAGAGGAUAUCGUACGACGGCGAGUUUGUGCGACUUGUGGAGCUCCGCCUGCCGCUGCGCGGCUCCUUGCAAGGUCAGCUGUUAUCGAUACGGACAUGUGAACGUAUUGGCCAGGGCUCCUUCGGCACCGUUUACCGCGCCGUGUGCGACGGGUAUCCCAGGCUGGCGCUCAAGAUUGCCACCGGAAAGGCCGCACGUCUUCGCCAGGAGUUAGACGUCCUUCUCAAGGUGUGCACAAAAGGGAAACUGCUGCUGCCUCGGUUUGAGUUUGGGGCUAUAAACAAAACUGGUGAUCUGAUUAUUGUCGGUAUGGAGCUUUGUGUGCCUUCGACGCUACACGACUUGCUUUUAGUGACACGCCUCACCAAUGAAGCCGACAUGCUGUUUCUCGCCUACCAGGUGUUGCAGGCUGUUGCCUGCGUUCACGAGCAGCGAUGCAUUCAUAGAGAUGUUAAACUUCAAAAUUUUGUGUUUGACCUGGACGGCAACCUGAAACUCAUAGACUUUGGAUUGGCCUCAAGUGAAUGGAACCCGCCACCGGGGGACGUGGUGGCCGGCACUGUUUCAUUCAUGGCACCAGAAAUGGCCCACAACGCACUGCACAGAGAUCAGCGGGUUAGCGUUGGCGCCGCCGCUGAUGUGUGGUCGGUGGGCAUCGUAUUUUUCUCCAUUUUCACGCAGCGCAAUCCGUACCCGCCAUCCAUCAACUCCAUGUCUUCGCCUCACUCCUGUGCGGAUGAUGAGGAGGAUGCCGACGAAGGUGGGGCGGCAGUGCCGAGAAGGCUCAAUGGGGAGAAUGUGCGACUGCUGCGCCGCGUGGCUGCUGCGGACUGGCGGUGGCCUGUGGGUUGCAGCGUCUCCAACGAACUGCGGCAGCUUGUGGAGUUUAUUCUUGUUCCCGAUCCCGUGAAACGGCCGGAUGUUUCGACGAUUCUCAGCAAGCCAAUCUGGAACUCCCGUCGUCGUGCCCCGCCCACCGCUGUGACCGCGUUUUUGGGCGUCCAAGACGACUUUCUGUUGUCCCACGACGAGGCUCACCUGCUGCGGGCCGUGGAGCAGCGCAGCGCCGACGUCACCGCCAGCCUGAUGGGCAGCCGCGCCAACAGCCCCGAUGAGGCCGAGGCGGAAGAGGCAGAGCGACGCGCGUCACUAAAAUUUGUGGCCAGGGAGGAAACGGCGGUUGGCGGCGUGCCGACGCAUCAACUGUACGAUGUUCGCCGCGAGGCGAGGCGGAAGCGGCCCCUGCGUGAAAUAUCUGUAGUUAUCGCUGAAGAGACGGCGAAGGGACUCAGGCGGCGCCAGCCGAAACGGGCACGUGGGGAGCUCGUUUCCGCUUCACGUGGCGAAUCACAUGCAAGUUCUCGUGUCAAUUCACGCGGGAACUCCCGUGCCACCUCCCCGGUGACGCAGACUCGUAUCAAUGGAGCAGACAAACUUCUGGACAACACAGCAAGGAAUGACAAGAGGUCUCGCAGCAUUCCUCAGUCAUCGUCGGCGAAUUUUGAGGAUGCGGGGGAAGCGGAAGUAGAUCUGGUUGCGGCGAAAAAGACAAUUUCUCCCGUAGGGGCUCUGGGUGUUCAAGAGGAAACGAGGAGCGCAACCGAGCUCUCCACGCCGUGCCUGCGCCCUUGUCACGUCGGCUACGAAGGUGAUACCAAGCAGACGUUGCCAAGGGAAACCGUGGAUGCGUCGGCUGCGGGUAUUGCCUCAGAUGGAGUACGUCAGCCAACAGACGCCAUACCUGCUCGCCUUGCCAGGAAGGACCUUGCGUCGGGAUGGGUGGCGGAGAGGAAAGUUGUCGCCAUGGAGGCGGCUGUACGGAGUCUUGCAGAGAAUAUGAUUUCUUUACAGCUAGAAUAUCUUUUCUCCGUCUUCCGCGUGACGACGGAGGAAAGGCAAGACCGGCUUGACAUGAUGUGGUUGGCGGAGGAGCAAAGAAAAUCAGCUGCGCAUCCUCACCGCUUCAAGGAGACCACUCGCGUAAGCAAGAAGUAUCAGUACGGUUUUGUAUGUGACAUGUGUCACUAUGAGUUU
Messenger RNA from Trypanosoma conorhini, 2049 nucleotides. RefSeq names its product putative protein kinase. Gene Ontology annotation, molecular function: ATP binding; protein serine/threonine kinase activity. Gene Ontology annotation, biological process: protein phosphorylation. The record is from RefSeq and is a predicted model, not a curated record. The transcript has a single exon. Gene Ontology annotation, cellular component: cytoplasm. Lineage: Eukaryota; Euglenozoa; Kinetoplastea; Trypanosomatida; Trypanosomatidae. The annotation marks the transcript as partial.